Molecule: messenger RNA, 2075 nt
Organism: Camponotus floridanus (Florida carpenter ant)
Lineage: Eukaryota; Metazoa; Arthropoda; Insecta; Hymenoptera; Formicidae
Product: actin-5, muscle-specific
Exons: 2
Coding region: 220-1350 (376 amino acids)
Biological process (GO): mitotic cytokinesis
Source: RefSeq, a predicted model, not a curated record
GAUCGUGUGUGCAUCCACCACCCACUUCGUUCCUAGGCGCGAAGCGUGGGCAGCGUCGCUGGUCAGCCCUGGAGGCGUCCCUCGUGCCCAUCUUCGGUAGCGUCGCGCAUCGCGUCGCGGACGUUAUAUCUGGCGUCGCGACGCCCUCGGGCCUCAGCCGCUCCUCAGCCGCCCGCCGAUUCACAACUCACCCCCACGAGAAACUAAAACAGUAGCAAGAUGUGUGACGACGAAGUAGCCGCUCUUGUGGUAGACAAUGGCUCCGGCAUGUGCAAAGCUGGUUUUGCCGGAGAUGACGCUCCUCGCGCCGUCUUCCCCUCGAUUGUCGGCCGACCCCGUCAUCAGGGUGUUAUGGUCGGUAUGGGUCAAAAGGAUAGCUACGUAGGCGACGAGGCCCAGAGCAAAAGAGGUAUCCUGACUUUGAAAUACCCGAUCGAGCACGGUAUCAUCACUAAUUGGGAUGACAUGGAGAAGAUCUGGCAUCACACCUUCUACAACGAAUUGCGUGUCGCUCCCGAGGAACACCCGGUCCUCCUUACCGAAGCACCUCUGAACCCGAAAGCUAACCGUGAAAAGAUGACACAGAUUAUGUUUGAAACCUUCAACAGCCCGGCUAUGUACGUUGCUAUUCAGGCCGUCCUUUCCCUAUACGCCUCCGGUCGUACCACCGGUAUCGUUUUGGACUCCGGUGACGGUGUCUCUCACACCGUACCCAUCUACGAAGGUUACGCUCUUCCUCAUGCCAUCCUCCGUCUGGACUUGGCCGGACGCGAUCUUACCGACUACCUCAUGAAGAUCCUCACCGAGAGAGGCUACAGCUUCACCACCACGGCUGAGCGAGAAAUCGUGCGCGACAUCAAGGAAAAGCUCUGCUACGUCGCCCUGGACUUUGAACAGGAAAUGGCCACCGCUGCCGCCAGCACUUCUCUCGAGAAGAGCUACGAGUUGCCUGAUGGUCAGGUCAUCACCAUCGGUAACGAGAGGUUCCGUACUCCCGAGGCCCUCUUCCAGCCUUCCUUCUUGGGUAUGGAAUCUUGUGGUAUCCACGAGACCGUCUACAACUCCAUCAUGAAGUGCGACGUCGAUAUCCGUAAGGAUCUCUAUGCCAACAACGUCCUCUCUGGUGGUACCACCAUGUAUCCCGGUAUCGCUGAUCGUAUGCAAAAGGAAAUUACUGCUCUCGCACCUUCGACCAUCAAGAUCAAAAUCAUCGCUCCACCCGAAAGGAAGUACUCCGUAUGGAUCGGCGGUUCCAUCUUGGCCUCCCUGUCUACCUUCCAACAGAUGUGGAUCUCCAAACAAGAGUAUGACGAGUCCGGCCCUGGCAUCGUCCACCGCAAAUGCUUCUAAGCGCGUCGUUACACAAUCAUCGACGCAACGGUGCAAUCUUUGUCGAAAGAAUAUCGUCCUAAUUCGGGGAGAGUGCAUGCCGUUCUGCCUCAAGCAAUCAAGCUGCUACGAGAUACAUCAUUAUCGACUCUCAAUCAUAAAGGGAUCUCAUCGAAUCGUCAUUGUCGUGGCCUCGCUCAUCGUUGCGUAAAUAACAACGGCCUGGCUGAUCAUCUCCGUCGUCGCAGUUUUUAAUAAACCUGCGCACGACGACAUCAUCACUCACUUGGCAUCAUCAUCACGGCCGAGGUAGCGGUCGGUGGUAUUGACUCUCGUCUUCAGGACUUCGCUCGUUGUAGCCUGGACGUAGCCGGGUAUGAGAAAGUCUUCUUGAAGGGAUACACGAAGGAGAUCAGGUGCAUCUUUCUCUCGCGAAAGGAACACUCUGGACAGUAAGGACACGCAAGAGUCUUGACGGAUUGUACUUGGCAACGAAUUCGAGACUACUUCGGGAAGGUCGCGCUUUAUUCACUGUCGCGCGAGUGUUCUACAUCACCGUCCGAGAAAUUAAUUGUCUCUCAAUACGUAUUGCAUAUAAUUAUGUCUAGUCUGCUAACUAAAGCAAUUAAGUUCUACCAAUGUGUACUUCUAUACUUUAACUUAUUUUGUAAAUAUUACACUAUAUUAUUAUAAAUAUUGUUAUACGAUGUCAAAGUCAAGUCAAAUAUACAUUAUGUCACUCCACA